Molecule: messenger RNA, 2081 nt
Organism: Hypomesus transpacificus
Lineage: Eukaryota; Metazoa; Chordata; Actinopteri; Osmeriformes; Osmeridae
Gene: gpr45
Product: G protein-coupled receptor 45
Exons: 2
Coding region: 228-1406 (392 amino acids)
Biological process (GO): G protein-coupled receptor signaling pathway
Cellular component (GO): membrane
Molecular function (GO): G protein-coupled receptor activity
Source: RefSeq, a predicted model, not a curated record
AGCGGUAUCCUGGGAGUGAGCUCUUUUGAAGAUGCUUCUGCCUUUCAUCAGGGAUACACCAAACACACCGAGCUGCACCAGCGGGUGAUCCAGCAGGCUAACGGAAGACUAACAGACAUCGCUAAAACCGCUGCUGAUGGAGGACGCUCUGAAGUACAAACGACAACAAGGAACUAGGAUGUGUAACUGUUGUGGGACUGACAUUGUUUGGUAACUUUGCCGUUGCCAUGGCAUUUUGCAAUGGCAGCUUGCUGGGUGGGUGUGGUCUGUUGGAGCCUAUCGAUCUGGGGGAGGGGCCAGAGAUUGUGCCGUCACUGCCCGACGAUGAGGAGGAGGAGGAGACCGCUCUGAUGCCUGUCACGCUUCGCGUCACUCUGGCCGCCAUAAUGAUCUUCAUGAUAACCAUCGGUUUCCUCGGCAACGCCAUUGUGUGUCUGAUUGUUUACCAGAAGCCCGCCAUGCGCUCGGCCAUCAAUCUUCUCCUGGCCACGCUCGCCUUUUCCGACAUCAUGCUCUCGCUGCUCUGCAUGCCCUUCACCGCCGUUACCGUGGCAACCGCCGACUGGCGUUUCGGGGGCGGUUUCUGCCGGGCGUCCAUCAUGCUGUAUUGGCUGUUUGUGCUGGAGGGCGUGUCCAUCCUCCUGAUCAUCAGCGUGGACAGGUUCCUGAUCAUCGUGCAGCGGCAGGACAAGCUGACCCCUCACCGCGCCAAGCUGCUGAUCGUGGCGUCCUGGGCACUGAGCCUGUGUGUGGCGCUGCCCUCCGUGGUGGGCUGGAGGGCGGGUGCGGCCGGCAUCGGGGGCGCCUGGGCGCCCCAGUGCGUCCUGGGAUACAGUGAGUCCCUGGCGGACCGCGGCUACACCGUGCUGCUCGCCGUGGCGGUGUUCUUCGUGCCGUUCGGCGUCAUGCUGUACUCCUACCUCUGCAUCCUCAACACGGUGCGCCGCAACGCCCUGCGCAUCCACAACCACACCAGCGACCAGGCCACCCUGCCUGCCCUCAACCAGGUCAGCAAGCUGGGGCUCACCGGCCUGCAGCGCCCCCCGCAGGUCAACGUAGACAUGAGCUUCAAGACGCGGGCCUUCACCACCAUCCUCAUCCUCUUCAUCGGGUUCUCGGUGUGCUGGCUUCCCCACACCGUGGUCAGCCUGCUGGCGGUGUUCAGCCGCAGGUUCUACUACAGCCCGGCGUUCUACCCCGUCAGCGUGGGCGCCCUGUGGCUCAGCUACCUGAAGACCGUCUUCAACCCCGUCAUCUACUGCUGGAGGAUCAGGAAGUUCAGGGAGGCCUGUCUGGAGUUCAUGCCGAAGAGUUGCAGGCUCUGCCCCAGGGUGCCUGGACGCAGCCGGAGGAGGGUGAGGCCCAGCAACAUCUACGUCUGCAGCGAGACCCAGUCGGCAGUGUGAGGAACUCUGAUGGCUGGCAGUUUGAUCUGGAAACUUUUCAGUUACCUACCCGGGAUUGAGUUCUGUCUGGCCCAGCGGAACCAACCAGCUUCAGGCAACUUGCUUGGAGCUCCAAGCAGACUCAAGCAAACACUUAGCAUAUGAAAAGGAAGAGGUGUUUUGACCCAUAUCUGCCAUGUGGGUGACAGUGGCAACUCUGGGAAAUCACGUGGUGUUUACUUACUUACUCGCGUAAGGUAUUACAUCUCCUCUCAUUACUGUAAAGUCAUUAAGAAGAUGUGGAAGACAGCUCUGGCGCUGUGUUGACUUUAGGCUCCCCUCCUAUGUCCCAUGUUGAUGAUCUAUUGCUGUGUCCACACUUGUACGUCUCACUUUCUACCGUCCCUCUUUCUCCGACCUUGGAUGACGGAUACUGUACCUCCCUUCCUCAUCCCGUCUGCAUCUCUCUAUUCUCGCCCUCUCCUCUCUCUUUUACCUUAUGUCGAAUCUUUGAAUAUAUACUGUACAAUGAAUAAUGAUGCUCACUGGUGGUUUUGUCUUAUGAUAUCUCUCUUUGUCUCACUGACAAGCACAACCGACUAAUAAGUUGUCUGGUCAGUUGUAACAUAAUAAUAUCUUAAUAACUUUCCUCACAUUCUCCUGGCAGAUAAGAAUGUGCCAGGAAGUGACCAAAUA